Molecule: messenger RNA, 1571 nt
Organism: Chlorocebus sabaeus (green monkey)
Lineage: Eukaryota; Metazoa; Chordata; Mammalia; Primates; Cercopithecidae
Source: RefSeq, a predicted model, not a curated record
CCAUAAGGCUGGGUUGUGGACUUUGUUGUUGGUGGUUUUUUGUUUUUUGUUUUUUUUGCCCCUUCUUUUCUUGUUAGACUGGUUUGAGCACCCCAGCAUCUGUCCUGUACUUAUCAGGUAGAACCAGAAGUUUAUGGAUAUUGAAACCCAUGACCAAUUCUUACCCAAGGUGGUUAUGACAUACGUCAGCUGCUGCUUGAUCUAUAUAGUUAGGAGCUGACCUCUUUUACCUUGUGAAUAAUUAUGUCAUCACCUCCAUUAUUCUUUUGGUGUUCUCAAUUGAAAUGCCAGGCAUUAAAUGAGCCACAAAGGUUAAAUUCCCAUUAUCCUUCAAUCAGAGCAAGCCUGUCGUGCAGCCAUGAGUUAGUGGAGAAAAAUCCAGAGUUAGAGAAGAUUAUAAAUGGCAGAGCCAUUUAACUGUGGUUAGCUGUUGGAUUCUGAUACUUUCUUAAAAAUACCUUCCUGCACCAACAUCUUCAUUGGAAACAGUUCAGAAAAAGCAGAGGAGAGAGACAACUUUCACAUUUACCAUGGCUAUACCAAUAACAGUGCUUGACUGUGACCUCUUGCUGUAUGGCCGUGGUCACCGGACAUUGGACCGUUUUAAGCUGGAUGAUGUGUCUGAUGAAUACUUGAUGUCCAUGUAUGGGUUUCCGCGACAGUUCAUUUAUUACUUGGUGGAGCUCUUGGGGGCGAAUCUUUCUAGGCCUACUCAGCGAUCCAGGGCUAUUAGCCCAGAGACACAGAUCCUUGCAGCAUUGGGUUUUUAUACCUCAGGUUCCUUCCAGACUCGGAUGGGAGAUGCCAUUGGAAUCAGUCAGGCGUCUAUGAGUCGUUGUGUUGCCAAUGUCACCGAAGCACUUGUGGAAAGGGCCUCACAGUUCAUUCGCUUUCCAGCUGAUGAAGCCUCCAUACAGGCUCUGAAGGAUGAAUUCUAUGGGUUGGCAGGGAUGCCAGGGGUGAUGGGGGUAGUUGACUGUAUCCAUGUGGCCAUCAAGGCACCAAAUGCUGAAGACCUCUCCUAUGUGAACCGAAAAGGCCUGCAUUCUUUAAACUGCCUGAUGGUGUGUGACAUUAGAGGGGCACUAAUGACCGUGGAGACAAACUGGCCAGGCAGCCUACAGGACUGUGCCGUGCUGCAGCAGUCUUCCCUCAGUAGUCAGUUUGAAGCCGGUAUGCACAAAGAUAGCUGGCUUCUGGGUAAGUUUGCAAGUUUCUAUUUCUUUUCUUGAACCUGGCUCAUGACCCCACUUCACAUUCCUGAAACUCCAGCAGAAUACCGCUAUAAUAUAGCCCAUUCUGCAACUCACAGUGUAAUUGAGAAGACUUUCCGAACCCUCUUCCGAUUCCGCUGCCUGGAUGGAUCAGGGCAUAGUGCUACACCAGAGAAAUCCAGCCUAUCAUCUUGGCCUGUUGUGUUCUCACAACAUCUCCUGGAGCAUAGGAUGGAUGUUUAGUCUCUAGGCGACAGGACCCACAUGGAGACAGCCCCUGAAGAAAGUACAGAGCAUGAGUCCCUGGACUGGGCUAACCGUAUUCGCAGAGUUCUGGCCUCAACUCAUUUUAGCUAA